AUGUCGAGACUUUUCUCAAAUCCCAUAGUCAGGCAACGUCUUGCGUUCUCGCACCCUUUGCAAGGGACCACACAGACCAGACUUGUUUCGGGACAUCCCAAAAGAGAAAAACGCCAUGUAAAUUCCAUUUCAUAUUUCCUCACUCUAUCUGCCUCGAUCGCGUUCAGUCUGAUACACCUUCAACAGAGUCCACUCAGACUGGACUCGCCCAAGAAAGCAAGAGGCCCAGACCCAAUCCUAGUACCCAAGUCGAAUGAAGUAUCAUCACACUCUCACGAUACACCCAAACAAAACAACAUCUCAAACCUCUCAAAAGAGAAAGCAAUACUCACCUCCGCACCAAACGUCCCUCCACCAAUAACCCGAACCCACCCCGUGCUCCUUCAAGUCCCAUUAACAACCUCCACCAAAGUGAAACAAGUGACUUCCGAAUACAAGUACAAACAAUGGACCUUCAACAACACAGUCCCUGGCCCAUUCAUCCGCGCUCGCGUCGGCGACGUCGUCGAAUCAUCCCUAACAAACCGCGACGAAUCCGGUAAUCCACACAAGAUCGACUGCCACGCGUUCCUGAGUCCGGGAGGUGGUUCUGCAUUGACAACAGCAGAAGAAGUUCAAACCAUAAUUGCAAGAUUUCGUCUCCAAUGUCCAGGUCUUUAUUUAUACCAUUGUACUGCAACACCGAUGCCGGUGCAUAUCGCAAACGGCAUGUAUGGACUCAUGUACGUGCAACCUGAACAGGAUCUCGAUCGAGUAGAUCGUGAGUACUACGUGAUGCAGAGCGAGUUUUAUCACGAAGCACCGGAAAUCGAAGACCAUGGGAAACCGUCUUCGACGGUGGAGUUUUCGUAUCCGAAUGCGCUAAGAGAAGAGCCGAGUGUCAUUGUCUUUAAUGGUCAUGAAGCUGCGCUCACGAGAGAUAAACCACUCAAAGCAUGCGUGGAUGAAAGAGUUAGGAUCUUUUUCGGGAAUGCUGAGCCAAACUUGAGGAGUUCGUUUCAUGUUAUUGGGAGUAAUUUUGUUAUUGGGAGUAAUUUUGAAAAGGUUUAUCGUGAUGGAGAUGUGGUUAAUUCGCCUGGACGGUUUGUUCAGACGGUUUGUGUUCCCCCUGGGGCUGCUAUGCUUGUUAAUAUGAAAAUGAUGGUUCCGGGGACGUAUACGUUGGUGGAUCAUGCUAUUUUUCGUCUUGAGAAAGGUGCCGUGGGAUAUUUGAAUGUGGCUAGGGAAUCAAGAGAGGAUAUAUACCAUAGUGAGGAACCGCCUGCUCCUUGCGUCGCAUGUAAAGUACAUCCUUAG
Molecule: messenger RNA, 1296 nt
Organism: Penicillium concentricum
Lineage: Eukaryota; Fungi; Ascomycota; Eurotiomycetes; Eurotiales; Aspergillaceae
Product: putative multicopper oxidase
Exons: 1
Coding region: 1-1296 (431 amino acids)
Molecular function (GO): copper ion binding; nitrite reductase (NO-forming) activity
Source: RefSeq, a predicted model, not a curated record